AUGCAAGAAACGGAAGUAAACACUACAAGGAGAUGGGGCACGGGCCGGAAGAAGGUGGAGAUGAAGAAAAUAGAGAGCAAAAGCAGCUUAAUAGUGACUUUUUGCAAGAGACGCAAUGGUCUUUUCAAGAAAGCUAGUGAAUUUUCCAAUUUAUAUGAUGAUGCCAAUCUUGCUAUAAUCGUUUUGUCCCCUAACCAAAGACCAUACUCUUUUGGUCAUCCUGAUGUGAAUACCGUCGUUGAUCAAUACCUUGGUGAUCAAGAAAGCAGUGAAAGAAACAACAUGGAUUGUGGCAACAUUAAUGAAGAAGGAGAAGCGUGUUGGUGGGAGAGGUCGGUUGAAGAUAUGGAUUUCAAGGAACUUGAAAAGUUUAAGGCAUCUUUGGAAACAUUGAAGAAUAAUGUGGCAAUGAAAGUCCAAGAAAAGAGGAGAACAAGAGUUAGUACCAGGGAUUUCAUGGGUGGUUUUUCAUAG
Messenger RNA from Populus euphratica (Euphrates poplar), 474 nucleotides. RefSeq names its product agamous-like MADS-box protein AGL62. The transcript has a single exon. Gene Ontology annotation, biological process: regulation of transcription by RNA polymerase II. The record is from RefSeq and is a predicted model, not a curated record. NCBI's taxonomy places the organism in Eukaryota, Viridiplantae, Streptophyta, Magnoliopsida, Malpighiales, Salicaceae. Bases 1 to 474 code for a protein of 157 amino acids. Gene Ontology annotation, molecular function: RNA polymerase II cis-regulatory region sequence-specific DNA binding; protein dimerization activity; DNA-binding transcription factor activity, RNA polymerase II-specific.